Messenger RNA from Aspergillus aculeatus ATCC 16872, 633 nucleotides. RefSeq lists its product as uncharacterized. The record is from RefSeq and is a predicted model, not a curated record. NCBI's taxonomy places the organism in Eukaryota, Fungi, Ascomycota, Eurotiomycetes, Eurotiales, Aspergillaceae. The transcript has 3 exons. The coding region runs from base 1 to 633 and encodes 210 amino acids.
AUGAAUGAAUACUCCUAUAAUCACUCAGACCCCGAUCAAUCCAGCCCGCUCGGUUGGACUCUUCUACAGAUUGCCCACGGAGUGAACACCGUCCAGGGGGUCGAGACUGGCAUGAUAAAUCUCGCGCGCAACACGGACCUGCUGCAUACAUUUGCGCAACACAAUAACAUGACUCUCGCGGGCCGGGCGAACUACACCCUCUGGUACAGCGACCCGGGAAUCGCUCGCAUCCAUAUGGUGGUGGUCGAGGUCGAUUCUGACAAGCUUGCUGAACAGGCAAAGACGCGGGCUAUAGCUUACAUGCUCAUGGUUCAAAAAUCCCGUUGGCAGGCCUGCGACAUGCUGGCCGUGGUCUACGGUCUUGUCCACGAUGAGAACAGCCGUACCUUUACGUUCCUCCGUCUGGACACCACAAGAAAGAUUCAACGCACGACCGAACGUUGGGAAUUCUUUUCUUCAACCAGGAACUUCGCCAUCACAUCAAUCCUGUGGAAUAUCUUCGGGGAGGCGCGGAUGUAUGAAGAUAGCUCGGUGGAUCCAGACUACAAGGAUAGUCUCCGGGACCCAAACUCUGAGGGAUCCUCCACUUGCACCGGGGGGGAUGAAGAGGACUUGACCUUAAGUGACUGCUGA